Enterobius vermicularis (human pinworm) is the source of this 648-nucleotide messenger RNA. Lineage: Eukaryota; Metazoa; Nematoda; Chromadorea; Rhabditida; Oxyuridae. The record is from the annotation of a GenBank genome assembly.
AUGUCGAGUUCGAUGGACCAAUACUCGUUACCAUUACAAGCUGAAUGUGCUACUGCUGCUGCUGCUACCUUUGAUAGUGAUCAAAUUGCUUGUGUAUGUGAGGUUCUUCAUCGCUCCGGUGAUAUCGAACGUCUCCGUAAGUUUAUAUGGGCGAUUCCUCAACAUGAAGGUCUAGCAAGGAAUGAAAGUGUUCUGAAGGCACAGGCUUUCAUCUAUUUUCAUCAGCAAAAUUUUAAAGAACUUUACCGUAUCCUUGAAAACAAUCAAUUUUCACCAGAAAAUCAUGCCGAAUUGCAAAAGCUAUGGAUGAAGGCACAUUAUACUGAAGCUGAAAAAGUACGUGGUCGUGAACUUGGCGCAGUUGGUAAAUAUCGAAUAAGACGGAAAUUUCAAUUUCCAAGAACAAUAUGGGAUGGUGAAGAGACCAGCUAUUGCUUUAAGGAGAAGUCAAGAUAUUUAUUAAAAACAUGGUAUAGCAAAAAUCCGUAUCCGUCACCGAAAGAGAAGAAGGAGUUGGCAGCGGAGACCAAUCUUACUGUAGUGCAAGUAUCCAACUGGUUCAAAAAUCGGCGACAACGCGAUCGGGCUGCCGAAAACAAAGAAGGACUACAGUUCUCUCCAAAGUUGACGUAUGUAAGUUUAAGUUGA